UUGAUCAAAAAUUCAAAAUUAUUGAGUGUUUUCCUCAUCAGUGUAAAAUGAGAAGCUUCCUGCUACUAAUUUUGCUUUUUUAUCAAUAUUUUGUUUUCUGCAAAAGUCCAUCCCUUUCCAGCUAUGCAGAUGAAUAUGAGGAUAAAAAACAAACAGAUUUAAAAAUUUCAGAGCUGAAUAAAAAGAAUGAAAAUUCCGAUGAGAUCGAAAUCCCAAAGAAAGAAAUUUCUAAAAUAUUGUUUACUGUGGAAACCAAGAGGAAGAACAAAAAUUUAACGAGGAAUAAAGUACCUCAGCCUAAUUAUUCUGAAUACCUAUAUGUUUCAGACUUUACUCCACGGAAUCUACCAAGAAGCUCUAAUAAAAGGAAAUUUCAAAAGCUGUUGCAUGUUGAUCGACACCUCAAAUCGCUUCUCCGACGCAAAACUACCAAAUCUAUUGAAACUAAAAUUAAUGAAAAGAACCCGGCGAGUAGCACCUUAAUUACUUCCUGUAAUACAGAAGACUGCGAAAGAGAAUCUGAUUAUUUUAAUUUUGGGAACGAUUCUGAGAAAAAGGAAAAAAGUAUUACUAAUUCAGAAAAUAAAUCAUUCACCUCAACUCCCUCCUCACUUUCAGAGAAACAACAUAUCAAUCAUAGAAUUCCAAAUGUUACAGUCAAUAAUAAAAAUAAUUUUAUUCCUAGAUUAAAAGACAGAUAUUCUGUGUCUUUACCUUUUGCAAUUAUUGAGAAAAAUCAUGCGUCUUUAGUUCUUAUUUCCACAGAAAAUGUAGAUAAAAAUUUUUUUGCUGCCUCUGUAAAUUUCGCAUUAGAUGCUGAUGCACUUACAACAAAGAAAGAUGGACUGAAGUCAAUUCGAAAUAUCACGAAGAAAAACAAGAAUUCUUUCAUUGUUAGUAUUGAGAAUAACGCAUCUACUGAUAAUGACUAUCAACAGUACACAGAUCCAGUUGUUACUGAGGAUAUGAACGAUUUUGUUUCUGAAUUAACUAACGAAGAUUUGAUUUCAAAACCUGGCAUGCCAAAAACGAAAGAAUAUGGAUCUAAUUUAAUUUCCACUUUUACAAGAAAUGAGGAUACUUCUGUUCUUUCCUACAUAAAAGAUGAAACUUUUAUCAGAAAACCUGCUGUUACUUUAAAGACGAAACAUGGGCCUCAUACAUUCCCAACUGUGAUUCAAAAUUCCGACUAUUCUUUGAACACUGAAGAUGAAUAUUUUAUAAGAAAACGCGUUUUAACACCAAAAGAAAAGUAUACCUUUGAUAUUUUUCCAUUUGUGACUGAGGAUACUAAAGACUCUUCCAUUUUUGAAGCUGAAAACGAUAAUUUUUUCGAAAUAUCUUCUGCAGCUGCGGUGAAAGAAUAUAAAGAAGAUUUAAUGUCCUCUAUUGCAGAUAAUACUAAGGGCUCUUACAUUUUUAAAGCUGAGAAGGAGAAUGCUUUUAGAUUUGCUAAAACAACUAAUCACACUGAAAAUAUACAAAAACGAAAAACUACAAAAAAUAAUUCUCUUGAUUUAAGUGACAUAUUAAAUGGAAAUGAUGAUUUGAAUUACUUCAUUAAGCUUUAUUUGAAAAAGAAAAUGGAUGUUGAGAAAAGUUUGCUUUUUUUCAAGAGUCAAAAUAAGAACACUAAUAACCGAAACAGAACGGUAAAUUUCAACUUUAAUAUAUCUAGAAAGCGGCCAGAAACGAAAUAUAUAGCUACUAACUUCCCUCAUUUGAAAGACAACGAUAUAGAGGCAAGGAUUUUCCUAUUAAAUUUAACGAAUCCACGAAACGGUAUUUUUGAUUUAAAAGUCUCAACUCAUGUUCCGAAAACCAUAAUUUCUGAAACACCAAGCUUCAACUUAAGUGAAAUUCUGAUUCUAAUUAAAAGGGAGCACAACAUCCAACGCAAGAUCUUAUAUAAACUUUUCCUUUAUGUCCCUGUUCUGUAUUGCAACGUCUUAUUGACGAUUGCGUGUUGGAAGCUAUUGAGACAUAUACACCGCCAAAUGACACUAAAGAAUCAAGCAAGGCAAAUUCAAGGAAGGAUCUGGUAUCCCCCCAGUUCUCCGCCUCUCAAAGUGGUAAAUUAUUUUUCAUCAGUUGAAAGGCGUCGGUAUUCUGACAAUGAAAGCUGAUUUUAAUUUUAAUUAAUUGUAAUGAAUAGUAAAUUGAGGUAUAAAGCAAUGUACGCAAAAUUGGCUAUCAAACCAUGAAAACGUUUUCUUAACUGUAUUAAAUUUUGUUGCACAAUGUGAUA
Stegodyphus dumicola is the source of this 2248-nucleotide messenger RNA. RefSeq lists its product as uncharacterized. NCBI's taxonomy places the organism in Eukaryota, Metazoa, Arthropoda, Arachnida, Araneae, Eresidae. The record is from RefSeq and is a predicted model, not a curated record.